AUGCCGCCAAAACCAUCAGCGAAAGGAGCAAAGAAAGCGGCGAAAUCCCAUAAACCGCGAAGUGGAGAUAAGAAGCGACGCAGUCGACGGAAGGAAUCGUACUCGGCAUACAUCUAUCGAGUUCUGAAACAG
Cercopithifilaria johnstoni is the source of this 132-nucleotide messenger RNA. Lineage: Eukaryota; Metazoa; Nematoda; Chromadorea; Rhabditida; Onchocercidae. The record is from the annotation of a GenBank genome assembly.